GAUACGAAUUGAUAGUGUUUUAUUUUAAUUUUCUUUCAUAUUCAUAGUUCACCAAAAACAAAAAAAAAUUUGCCGCUGUUUGUGUAGUAUUGACAACCCUAAAUUAUUGGUGUGCUCGGGACAAGAAGAAGCAGCAGACAAACGCACAUUUUUUUGUGUAUUGUACCACAACACACAAUCCGACUGACCGGCUGUAGAAUUUUGUUGUGCCAAAUUCAAAUAGCAAUUGACAUUAAAUACAAUGCAGCAGCCGGAGCAGGCCAAAGAAACAGACGGCGAUGUCGAUAUGCCAUCCACAUCAGCUGAUACACCAGCCAGCGAUGAAGAUUUGAUCAGCUUCACAACGCAAGCAUUUAAAAAUGUUGUGGCUGCCACACGCUGCUGCAACGCUUUCCCGCAAGGCGCCUCACGCACUGUACAUCUUAGUAACCCAGCGUAUGGAGUCAUGUUGGAGCAGCAGUCAGAUCGUGUGCUGAAUCUAAUAGGCAAAGUUCUGCAGUCUGAAAAGCUCAGAUGUGACAUAAAAAGGCGCCCAGCGGAUGAGCAGCUAGAAAUGGUGCAAGAAUGCAAUGAUAUAUUGUUUGAGCGCAUUACUACCAAUUUGGACCUUAAGAGUGGACAAAGACGACGCAACCAGCAUAUGGUGGUGGAAACACAAAUAGAUGUGCCGAACCCAACUCCAAGUGAACCAGUUAAGGAUAAUGGCACACCACGCGCUGGCAGCUGGAAUCGCAGCAGCAACUUCACCACAGCUGUAAGCUCUCCAGCCCGUGGCAUAGUGUCGGCACGUUUGUUUACGGCCAAGAACAUAGUACGCCCACAAACGCAAUUUAAGGUGCCCGUAGAUAACAGCGCGCAGAAUCCAUUUAUGCCUAGAUUAACGGAGAAGCCCAAUUCGUUGAAGCCGCUAGCUUUGCUGCCCGAGUACGAUGACUCUGGCAAUGUGGUAUCCUAUUUGCAUCCAUAUGAGUUUGAGUUAAUGAAAUUUGAGCCGUCGCCAAAGCAGCUACAAAGGCAACAGCCCGUGAUGCCAGCACCAUUGGCACAAACUAAGCUGAUGAUUGUAAACACUGUGGAGAUGCUUAAGCAGGCGCUGAAUGAGCUGCUUCAGGCGACGCAUAUUGCUAUUGAUGUGGAGCAUCAUUCCUAUCGCACCUUCAUGGGCAUUACGUGUCUGGUGCAGAUGUCUACACGAACCAAGGACUAUAUAUUCGAUACGUUAACUUUGCGUGACGAUAUGCAUAUACUAAAUCUAGUACUGACGGAUCCCAAAAAGCUCAAGAUAUUGCAUGGUGGCGAUUUGGACAUUGAGUGGCUGCAGCGGGAUCUCUCGUUAUAUGUGGUUAAUCUUUUUGACACGCAUCGCGCUGCCAAAGUGCUCAACAUGGCUCGUUUGUCUUUGGCUUUUCUGCUCAAGCAUUAUGUGGACCUAGAUGUGGACAAAAGCCUGCAGCUGGCGGACUGGCGCAUGCGUCCCCUGCCGCAGCAGCUUAUUGACUAUGCGCGUCAGGAUACACAUUAUCUCAUCUAUGUGUAUGAGCGUAUGACCAACGAUCUGCUGCAAGUGGAGCAAGGUCAGCCACAGCAGCUGCGACUGGUAUAUGCACUGAGCGCGGAUGUGUGUAAGAAGCGUUACACGAAACCCCACAUAGGCCCCGACUCACAUCUGGAUUUGGUGCGCAAGACCAAACGAGCAUUUGACAAUCGUCAGCUUUAUGCGCUUCAAGGCAUAUUUGCCUGGCGAGAUGCCACCGCACGUCAAGAGGAUGAAAGCUAUGGCUAUGUGUUGCCCAAUCAUAUGAUGCUGCAAAUAGCCGAGAGCUUGCCGCGUGAAAUGCAAGGCAUCUUGGCCUGCUGUAAUCCCAUACCACCGCUGGUGCGGCAACAACUACACACGCUGCAUCAAAUCGUUUUAAAGGCGCGUGAGCAGCCGCUGAUCAAACCUGUGCUGGAAAGCAGCGACAAUGUUAUGGGCGCUGCGCUGCCACUUGCUGGUGCGCAAAAGGAUUUGAACAGCAAACUGCACUGUCCACAUGACUUUGCGCAUAUGGAAGAGUUGCGUGAUGAUUUGCCUACGCUGCUGGUGCGCAGUAGCACAGGCAAAUUGCUACGUCCGGAACAGGCAGCGGUGCCUCCAUUAGUGCCUUUGGCAAUGCCAGCUUGCGCUUUGUUUGGCAAGCCUGCAAAAGUUAAUGCAGCGGAUCAGCUGCGUUGGCAGCAGGCACGUCAGGAAAGUCAAACGAUGCGCUUACCAUACAAACGCUAUUUGGCCAUCUUGCCGCUUAUGCAACAGCAAAAGCUGGAGCAGAACGCACGCGAGCAAAGUGAGUUGGCCAAGCGACGUUUGUGUCCAACAGCGUCUACGCAGCAGGAGCAACAGCAGCCGGCAGAGCAGCCAAAGGAGCAAUCCGCAGAAGAUGCGUUCUACAGCUUGCCAUUAAGAGAACAGUUGAAGCGCAAAUUUGUGCCAUCAAAGCAAGCAGAGCAAGCCACCCAACCCAAACGCCUUAAAGAAGAAAUGCAGCCUAGCACAAGCAAUUCAACUGCUGUUAAGGAAGAAGUGGUCAGAAUUCCCAGCAGUGAUGACGACGAUGCGGUGAUUGAAGUGCCUAUAGAAAAAGAAGAUCCAUCAAAUGUAGCAAGCAAAAAGCAGUCAAGGCGUCAGCAGUUCAAGGCCAAGUCAAGACAUCAGGCACAAAGUUCCAAUCAACCUGUGCAGCUGCUGGCUAAAAAAGAAGUUAAGAAUUUCGACUACAGCAGUGUGGACUACAAACAAUUCAGGGGCGGAGCUAAACGCAUUGGCGGAACUGAAAUCAAACAAGCGCAACGAGGCAGAAAUCGUCCCAACAAUCGCAAUAACAAACAGUUUAACAAACUAUUUACAUUCAGCAAUGUCAAGCAGGGCAAAAAAUAAUUAACAAUUGGA
Molecule: messenger RNA, 2926 nt
Organism: Drosophila busckii
Lineage: Eukaryota; Metazoa; Arthropoda; Insecta; Diptera; Drosophilidae
Gene: Rrp6
Product: exosome component 10
Exons: 5
Coding region: 242-2914 (890 amino acids)
Biological process (GO): exonucleolytic trimming to generate mature 3'-end of 5.8S rRNA from tricistronic rRNA transcript (SSU-rRNA, 5.8S rRNA, LSU-rRNA); histone mRNA catabolic process; nuclear polyadenylation-dependent antisense transcript catabolic process
Cellular component (GO): nucleolus; nuclear exosome (RNase complex)
Molecular function (GO): nucleotide binding; nucleic acid binding; 3'-5'-RNA exonuclease activity
Source: RefSeq, a predicted model, not a curated record